Fulvia fulva is the source of this 492-nucleotide messenger RNA. Its product is annotated as Peptidyl-prolyl cis-trans isomerase-like 3. Bases 1 to 492 code for a protein of 163 amino acids. Gene Ontology annotation, biological process: protein folding; protein peptidyl-prolyl isomerization. The record is from RefSeq and is a predicted model, not a curated record. Gene Ontology annotation, molecular function: peptidyl-prolyl cis-trans isomerase activity. Gene Ontology annotation, cellular component: catalytic step 2 spliceosome. NCBI's taxonomy places the organism in Eukaryota, Fungi, Ascomycota, Dothideomycetes, Mycosphaerellales, Mycosphaerellaceae. The transcript has a single exon.
AUGUCGGUCACGCUACACACCAACCUGGGCGACAUCAAGCUUGAGCUGUUCUGCCAGGCGUGUCCGAAGACGACGUAUAACUUUCUUGCGUUGUGCGCCAGCGGAGGAUAUGAUGGGUCGCCUUUUCACCGCUUGAUCCCAAACUUCAUGGUGCAAGGAGGAAGCCCUGCAUCAGGCAGCACGAAAGAGUCAAAAUCUGUGUAUGGAGAACUGUUCGAAGAUGAGAUCAAGCCAUCUCUCAAGCACCAUGCACGAGGCAUCGUGAGCAGUGCAAACAAGGGGCCCGGGACGAAUGGCAGUCAGUUCUUCAUUACGCUCGCUGCAGCGCCACAUCUGGACGGCAAGAACACCGCGUUCGGCAGGGUGCUGGAGGGCUGGGAUGUGCUGGAUAAGAUGGAGGAGAUCACGGUGGACAAGAAGAACAGACCCCAGGAGGCUAUCAAGAUCGAGACAGUACAGAUACACGCAAAUCCCCUGGCAGAUGAGCGAUGA